AUGUGUAACGAGUUUCGUUCGGGGAGCGUCAAAGGCGUUCUUCCACGAUUUUAUUUUAUUUUUCAGUUAGCACUAGUAGCAAUUAUUUUAGCAGUCGCUCUAGCGCGACCGGAGCCUCCUGUCAAUUCGUACUUACCACCGGGUGGUAAUGGUGGUGGAGGGGGUGGGGGUGGGGGUGGGCCGUCGAGUCAGUACGGGCCACCCUCGGGGGGUGGUGGAGGAUUUGGUGGACAGGGACAGGGAUUCGGCCAGCAGGGAGGCCAGGGCGGCAGGCCGUCCGGUAGUUAUGGUCCACCGGGUGCAGGUGGUGGUGGAUUUGGUCAGCAGGGAGGACAGGGAGGUGGGUUUGGUCAGCAAGGGGGCCAAGGUGGACAGGGAGGACGACCCUCGAGUAGCUAUGGUGCUCCUGGGGGUGGAGGUAAUGGUAUCGGUCAGCAGGGGGGAUCGGGAGGGCAGGGAGGUAGACCUUCUAGUAGUUACGGGGCUCCUGGUGCCGGCGGUGGUGGAUUCGGUCAACAGGGUGGACAGGGGGGACAGGGAGGGCGACCUUCAAGUAGUUACGGUGCACCUGGGUCAGGCGGGGGCGGUUUUGGCCAGCAAGGGGGACAGGGAGGCCAGGGAGGCAGACCUUCAAGUAGUUAUGGUGCUCCUGGGUCAGGCGGAGGCGGAUUUGGACAGCAAGGGGGACAGGGAGGCAGACCUUCCAGUAGUUAUGGUGCUCCUGGGUCAGGCGGGGGUGGAUUUGGUCAGCAGGGCGGACAGGGUGGAGGAUUCGGACAGCAGAAUACCUCACCACAAAGACCUUCAGAUAGUUAUGGACCUCCUGGCGCAGGCGGCGGAGGAUUUGGACAGCAGGGCGGACAGGGUGGUGGAUUUGGACAGCAGAAUACCUCUCCACCGAGACCUUCAGAUAGUUAUGGACCUCCUGGUGCAGGCGGCGGAGGAUUUGGACAGCAGGGCGGACAGGGCGGUGGAUUUGGUCAGCAGGGAGGACAAGGUGGACGAGGACAGGGGGGACGACCUUCGAAUAGUUACGGCGCACCCAAUGCAGGCGGUAAUGGAUUCGGUCAGCAGGGGGGACAGGGGGGACAGGCAGGUUAUCCAAGUGGCCCUGCUGGUCAGGGCGGAUUUGGUGGACAGGGGGGUGGAGGAGGCGGUGGAAGGCCGUCUGGUAGUUACGGAGCUCCGGGAGCUGGCGGCAGUGGAUUUGGAGGUGGCAACAGCGGUUUCGGUGGCUCUCCACGACCUGGAGGUUCGGGGGGUGGAACUCCAUCCGACAGUUACGCACCUCCUGCCGCUGGUGCUCCCGGUGAUGGAUAUGCCUCAGGGGGCCCCAGUGGUGGCUCAAGUGGUUACGGCAGUGGUGGGCCAGGCGGUGAAGAGAGCAACGAACCGGCCAAGUACGAAUUCAACUACGAAGUUAAGGAUGCUCAAUCAGGCCUUGAUUUCGGACAGACGGAGAGCCGUGAUGGCGAUCGAGCCCAGGGGAUGUUCAAUGUUCUGCUGCCAGAUGGAAGGAAGCAGAUUGUUGAGUACGAGGCGGAUCAAGACGGGUUCAAACCGCAGAUAAGAUACGAGGGGGAGGCGAAUGCCGGUGGCUACGGCUCGGGGGGGCCCGGAGGCGACUCGGGUUAUCCAUCUGGUGGACCUGGUAAUUCCGGGGGACAAGGGGCAGGCAAUUUCGGUGGUAGUGGAGGUGGUUAUCCCUCGGGCGGUCCUGGAAGUAGCGGAGGUUUCGGCAGCGACAGUGGAUAUCCCUCUGGCCAGCCUGGCGCUGGCAGCGGUGGAUUCGGUGGACAAAACGGCGGUGGAAAUCAAGGAUAUCCAUCUAAUCAAUCGGGUGGUGAUUUUGGCGGUAAUCAGGGUGGCUAUCCAUCGGGAAGUGGCGGUGAUGCUGCUGCUAAUGGUGGAUAUCAAUACUAA
Messenger RNA from Diachasma alloeum, 1923 nucleotides. RefSeq names its product glycine-rich cell wall structural protein 1.8-like. The record is from RefSeq and is a predicted model, not a curated record. The transcript has 5 exons. Gene Ontology annotation, cellular component: extracellular matrix. The coding region runs from base 1 to 1923 and encodes 640 amino acids. NCBI's taxonomy places the organism in Eukaryota, Metazoa, Arthropoda, Insecta, Hymenoptera, Braconidae.